Messenger RNA from Seminavis robusta, 1272 nucleotides. The record is from the annotation of a GenBank genome assembly. NCBI's taxonomy places the organism in Eukaryota, Bacillariophyta, Bacillariophyceae, Naviculales, Naviculaceae.
CUCUUCCUUCCCAUCCGCUCGUUUCGGUUCUGAAAGAGUCCAAUGAAGACCCAACAGGCCGACAAAGUCCUUUGAAAUCUUACUAGCUAGCAAGCCAACUACUAGUAGCUACCUGGUGAUGGAACGUGCCGUAGUUAUUAAUGCUAGCUAGAGGGCCACAAAGAAGCAAAAGUGAGCUUGCUUCAAGUCAGCCAAUUUUGAGAAAAGUGCAACAAAAACACAACAUACAAUCUCUUUGGUUGAGAUCUGUAUCACCAUGACUAACGUCAGCCAAAGCGAGAAGAUUGCAUUGGUGGCCAUCUCAUCGGCCAUCACGGCAGUGCUGGUUUACCGGUGGUCCAAAACUCCUGGUAGGAACGUACCAGACGAAGACGAUUUUGUGGCCCAUCAAGGCGAACCGGGCGCACAGCAGCAGAAACAAGGAGAUGGUGACGACCGCCAUUUUCAUGUCCCUUACAUUCAUCAGCGUCUUGCGCUUUGGCAGAUUCGACGGAGAUCCGAAAAGCUGUUGAGAAAUUGUCAGCAACGGCGGACUCUUCGAUUCUUUUCCAAUGAUGCGGUUCCCAAAGAUGUCAUUUCCAAUAUCCUACAGACAGCCGCCACGGCUCCCAGUGGAGCCCACAAACAGCCAUGGACCUUUGUGGCCAUCAAGGACCCACGGAUCAAGCAAAAGAUUAGGGCCAUGGUGGAAGAGGAAGAAACCAUCAAUUACAAAUCUCGCAUGCGAAAGACGUGGGUGGACGAUUUGAAACCAAUGAUGAGUUCCUUGCAUCAGGAAAUGGCAGCAACAACAAAUGGAGAAGCAUCAUCAUCAUCACCUCCACCUAAUAUUCGUAUCGAAAAGCCCUACCUGACGGAAGCUCCUUGGCUGAUUGCAGUCUUCAAACAAACUCACGGGGGCCUGGAUCCAGACACUGGGAAACGAAUUGAUCAUUACUAUGUACAAGAGUCGGUGGGCAUUGCUUGUGGUUUCCUUUGUGCAGCCAUUCAGAAUGCCAACCUAUGCACUCUCACGUCCACCCCCAUGGGCGCCGAGAAGGGGAUUCGAGAAUUGCUGGAUCGACCAGACAAUGAAAAGUUGUUCUUGCUGCUCCCUGUGGGCUUUCCAGCUGCUGGAGCAACUGUUCCGUACCGAAACCCCGAGCGCAAACCUUCUUCCGAGACGAUUGUGUGGAAGUGAAAGGAACAGCGCAUACGGAUAGACAAAGAGCUUGAGGGUCAUAAUACUUCAAUCUAUGCACAUACAUGUAAUAAGAAUCUAUCAUUGAGCUA